UGCUUUCUCCUUUUGCAUCCCUGCUGGUCAAGCCCCCCAUUUCAGCCAGCCAGGGCAUUGUCACAGAGCACAGAGGAAUGGUGACUUUCCACUGCAGCACCCCAGCUAUCAACAUCUUCAUCUACUGGGUCUUCAACAAUGUCCCCCUUGUGUUCGGUCGCAUGCAGCUGUCUGCAGAAGGCAGGAGGCUCACCAUCCUCACCGUCCAGUGGGAGGACGCAGGGUCUUACCAGUGUGAGGCCCGGAGUGCCGCAGAGGUCCAAAGCAGUGACAUCACCCUCCUGGGGGUGAACUAUGGUCCUGACCCUGUUAAGAUCAAUGUGGAGUCGGGUGUCCCCAUCGGGGAGGUAGCUGAGGUGACGGAGGGCUCCAUGGUGACACUCCAGGUGGAGACCUAUUCCUGGUGUCUCCCCAGUGACCCCAUCCUGCCUCCCACCACGAGAACAUUUACCAUCCCUGCAGUGUCCAGGAGCGAUGAGGGCACCUACAGGUGCCUGGUGUCCAACAGUGCCACUGGCCGGUCCCGGCUGGGCGCCCUUAAAGUCCGAGUCCUUGCAAGCCUGGCCAAGCCUGUGGUGUCCCUGAGCCUGGAGUUCGUGAAGAACACUGGCUCCGUGACCCUGAUCUGCCAGACCACUUACGAGGGGGUCAGCACCGGCUGGUUUGUGGGGGUUGAGCCCCUCCUGCCCAGUGAGCGCCUGGUGCUGUUGGCGGACAACAGGACCCUGGUCAUCCUUUGCCUCCGGCAGGACGACACAGGCCCCUAUGAGUGUGAGAUCUGGACCAGGGCCGCACAGGUGCGCAGCGACACCCUCAAGUUGACCAUCAACUAUGGCCCUGACCAUGUGCACAUCACUAGGGACUCCGAAGCCAGGGCUCUUAGCACUGUGGAGGUGAAGAUUGACUCCAACUUGACCUUGUGGUGUCGGACUGAGUGCCAUCCAGACACACAGUAUCGCUGGAGCUGUGGACGUCCCAGCGGGGAGUAUGUGGGGGGACAGCUGGCCAUCGGCGCUGUGACCUGGGAGCACAAGGGUGUCUGCAGCUGCACAGCCUUCAACCCUCUGACAGGCCUGGCCAGCUCUGCCUCUGUCCUGGUCAAUGUGGUGGGUCCCCAUUCAUUCUCCUCAUCUGGGGGAACCAUCGCUGGCAUCGUCACUGGAGUCCUGAUUGGCAUUGCUCUGCUGGCAGGACUGGGCUACAAAGCUGGAAGGCCGGCUGGCUGUCUAAGGAUAGUAGCAGAUGACCCCUUGCCAACAGCCUCGCAACUGACCUCUUGGAAGAAGAACUCUACAGAGCCCGUUUCUGCCUCAGAAAAUGCUGUCACUGGAUUGCUGUAGACAGAGCAAGUCCACCGCCACAGCCUUCCCUAUGAACCCAACCUCCAUCAUAAUUCAUCUUGGCACAGGGCCUCGAAUGCUGGUGGACGAGACCAACUAAGGGGAAACGGAAGCACCUUUCCCAUCUCUGCAUCUAGAGUUCUGAAAGGAUGAACCUUAUGAUAUGGAGGGGCCUAUGCAGAUGGCCCAGUCCAGCUUUAUUUUACAGACAAGAAAUCAAGACUAGGGGAGGGGGAUAAAGGACUAAGCCUGUGAAGUUUACACAGGACCCAUGGACAGAAUUGGGGCUGGGGCUUGGGUUCCCCCCAUCCAUGUUGCAGGUGGCCUAAGGUAAUUUAGAACUUGAUUUCCAAGACAUUCUGAAGUUAAGCUCACCAGAGAUAUGAUGGGGAGGAAGGAGGAUUUUGCUAUUUAUUUCCUGGGGAUAAGGCCCCUGGUAAGCAGUCCCUUCCUCUGUCUUUCUAACUCAAUCUCUGGGCUGGGGUUUGCUUUCUGUAGGCUUUCCAGUACCUUUUAAUGCCAGAAAACCUGAGUUCCAGGAACAUUCUAGAGCCAGUGAGAUGGGUGA
Molecule: messenger RNA, 1908 nt
Organism: Octodon degus (degu)
Lineage: Eukaryota; Metazoa; Chordata; Mammalia; Rodentia; Octodontidae
Gene: Ceacam20
Product: carcinoembryonic antigen related cell adhesion molecule 20
Source: RefSeq, a predicted model, not a curated record